GUUAAAAAUACUUACAUACAAAAAAUUGAAAAAAAAUUAAUAUUUCAAAGACUUGAAAAAAAAAAUUUGGAGAUAUCAAAAAAAAAUUAAUCAGCUCUCAAAUCGUUUAUGUUGAUCUCUGUUCUAGAAAUUAUUAUGUCAUACAUAUUUAAAGCGUAUGGCAAUUCAUCGUAAUAAACGUAUACAUUGUAGUCUAGAAUUGACAGCAUCUUUUUAAUUAAUUUGAUGACGGUUUCGAUCGGAUCAUUCACUGAAAUCCGAAUUGGGCCAAUAGGCGCUAUGGUUACUUUCGACUCAUCCCAGCGGAAUCUACUUCCGCAAUAUACAAUUGGAAAUGUGUUUCUGUCAUGUAUAAAAAUGUCAACGAAUGCUGUCACACUUUUUUUUGCAAUAUUUGAGAUUUCAAAAAUUUGUACCAUCUGAAAAAAAAUUGAAUUAAUUAAUUUGUUCUACCAUGUAUAAGUAAUUUUACCAAGAUGUUGUGUUUCCAUGCUAUGCCAGAGAAAGAUAACAAAGUAUUUGCCUACACCUUGUAUGUAUUAUGGUGCGUGAGGUUUUUCCAAAACAAUGUAACUGGAUAACUGGAGAAGGUAGAAAAGAUAUGGAAUUUUGCUAAAAGAUAAGAUUUGUUUCCAUAUCUGGAGGUUUGUCAAUGUACAGUACGUACUUCUUAUGCUUGCUUGUUUGAGGUGUUCAAAGGUGUAUUGUGAACCAGAAAAAAAAUCUUGAUUUUUAUCAGUUUUGUGUGUAAAAUUUUUGUGAAAAGUUGAUAUAUUUUUUUUAUUUUAUUUUCUUAUUUUAUUCCUUUUUAAUUAAUUUGAGUUACAAUGGAUUCUCAGAACAAUGACUUUCUUGCUGGUAAGUGAAUUUUUGAUUCUAUUUUUAUCAUUAAAUUGGUGUAUUUUUUUUCAAAAAAUUGUAGGGGGGAAUAAAUUUUGAUUAUAAUUUUAAGGGUUUUCGUGUUAAAUAAAUAAUUAUGGAAUUUCUCAAUUUUUAGGUUUGAAUGAAAUAGAUUUUGAAAGUGAGGAAUUUCAGCCUGUAGACUUCAUCCAGGAGAUGACAAAUGCUGAACAACCAAAUGAGACAAGUUUAAAUGCUAUGAUCCUCGAAUUGGAAAUGCCAAAAAAUUCCACCGUGGAGCCCCAGAUGGAGCCGCAGAUGGAGCCCCAGGCGGGACCAUCUAGCAUAAAUUUAGUACCAGAGCCUCAGAUUGCUGAACCACAGGCAACUGGACAUCAUUUUGUUGAGGUUCCUAGGUCAAAUAGAACUGUUGAUCAAUUCAGAUUUCCACUACGACAUUCAUACUUGAAAGCUGAUGGUGUUACGAAGGGAUUCUUAACACAUAAUGACCCUAGGGCCAUGUGUGUUGAUUACGAAUUAGGCUUUAACAGCCCAUGUAUGUCUACACGGUGCUGGUUUUAUAAUAGCCACUUUUGGUCUAUUCAUAAGGACUUAAUGGAAACAAUAAAAGUUCGGUUCGAAGGAGGUAUGGUGAAUAUUAAUGUAAUUCAGGUCCAUCCGCAGUUUAAGAUAUUAUUUCCCUUUACUUAUCAAAACUAUGUGGAUCUCAAAAGAAAUAUCAUUAGAUUUGGGCCAUCCUAUGAUGAAUGUUACUUAUGGUUACCUACGAGAUCACUGGAAACGUCACCAUUGAGGCACCGUUCAAACGUUUAAGUUGAUAUCAAGCAAGUCCGAAGAAAGAGUGAGAAAAAAAAAUUGUAAAAAGUAAUUUUAAUUAACCUGUAAAAAAAAAGAAAAAUAUUAAUUUUUGUACAGUUAUUAGAUAUGUAUGUAUUUAAACUAAUUGUUUUUUUUUUGUUUUUUAUACGUAUUUUUAUAGAAUAAAUUAUACAAUAAGAAAAA
Planococcus citri (citrus mealybug) is the source of this 1863-nucleotide messenger RNA. RefSeq lists its product as uncharacterized. The coding region runs from base 1057 to 1674 and encodes 205 amino acids. The transcript is spliced from 5 exons. The record is from RefSeq and is a predicted model, not a curated record. NCBI's taxonomy places the organism in Eukaryota, Metazoa, Arthropoda, Insecta, Hemiptera, Pseudococcidae.